This is a messenger RNA of Suncus etruscus (white-toothed pygmy shrew), 1882 nucleotides long. It is a transcript of the gene PORCN, whose product is annotated as porcupine O-acyltransferase. Gene Ontology annotation, molecular function: palmitoleoyltransferase activity; Wnt-protein binding. NCBI's taxonomy places the organism in Eukaryota, Metazoa, Chordata, Mammalia, Eulipotyphla, Soricidae. The record is from RefSeq and is a predicted model, not a curated record. The transcript is spliced from 13 exons. Gene Ontology annotation, cellular component: endoplasmic reticulum; membrane. The coding region runs from base 204 to 1556 and encodes 450 amino acids. Gene Ontology annotation, biological process: Wnt protein secretion; canonical Wnt signaling pathway; lipid modification.
GGCUGGGCCUCUCUCCGAAUUUAAAGGGCCCGCUUCCGCGCCGCCUUGGGAACCGCAGCUGGUCCCGGCCUUGCGGCCUGCGGGGGAGGCUGCCCGGAGGAGGCAGCGACGGUGGAGGUGGCAGUGUGUCCCCGGCCCCCAGGACCGUGGCUUCCUUCUCGGCCAGGUCUAUCCAUCUGUCCAUACAUCUGUGGGGGUCUGCAAUGGCCACCUUUAGCCGCCAGGAAUUUUUCCAGCAGUUGCUGCAUGGCUGUCUUCUGCCUACUGCCCAGCAGGGCCUUGACCAGAUCUGGAUGCUCCUUGUUAUCUGCCUCACCUGCCGUCUCCUCUGGAGGCUUGGGUUACCCUCCUACUUGAAGCAUGCAAGCACCGUGGCCGGUGGUUUCUUCAGCCUCUACCACUUCUUCCAAUUGCACAUGGUUUGGGUCGUGCUACUCAGCCUUUUGUGCUACCUCGUGCUGUUCCUCUGCCGACAUUCUUCCCAUCGGGGUGUCUUCCUCUCCGUCACCAUCCUCAUCUACCUGCUUAUGGGUGAGAUGCACAUGGUGGACACAGUGACAUGGCACAAGAUGCGAGGGGCCCAGAUGAUCGUGGCCAUGAAAGCGGUAUCUCUGGGCUUCGACCUGGACCGGGGCGAGGUGGGUGCUGUGCCCUCACCUGUGGAGUUCAUGGGCUACCUCUACUUCGUGGGCACCAUCGUCUUUGGGCCAUGGAUAUCCUUCCAUAGCUACCUACAGGCUGUCCAAGGCCGCCCGCUGAGCCGCCAAUGGCUGCAGAAGGUGGCCCGGAGCCUGGUGCUGGCCCUGCUGUGCCUUGUGCUGUCCACCUGUGUGGGCCCUUACCUCUUCCCGUACUUCAUCCCCCUCGAUGGCGACCGCCUCCUUCGCAAGUGGUUGCGGGCCUAUGAGAGUGCGGUCUCCUUCCACUUCAGCAACUACUUCGUGGGUUUUCUGUCUGAGGCCACAGCCACGUUGGCAGGGGCUGGCUUCACCGAGGAGAAGGAUCACUUGGAAUGGGAUCUAACUGUGUCUAGGCCCCUGAAUGUGGAGUUGCCCCGGUCCAUGGUGGAAGUUGUUACAAGCUGGAACCUGCCCAUGUCUUACUGGCUAAAUAACUAUGUUUUCAAAAAUGCUCUCCGCCUGGGAACAUUCUCGGCUGUGCUGGUCACCUAUGCAGCCAGUGCCCUACUGCACGGCUUCAGCUUUCAUCUGGCUGCAGUGUUGCUGUCCCUUGCGUUUAUCACAUAUGUGGAGCAUGUCCUUCGGAAGCGCUUGGCUCGGAUCCUCAAUGCCUGCAUCUUGUCAAAACGGUGCCCCCCAGACUGUUUGCACCAGCAUCGUUUGGGCCUGGGGGUUCGAGCCUUAAACCUGCUCUUUGGGGCCCUAGCCAUCUUCCACCUGUCCUACCUGGGUUCCCUGUUCGAUGUCGAUGUGGAUGACACCACAGAGGAGCAGGGCUACGGCAUGGCAUACACUGUCCACAAGUGGUCAGAGCUCAGCUGGGCCAGUCACUGGGUCACUUUUGGAUGUUGGAUCUUCUACCGUCUCAUAGGCUGAGACACAUCUGUGCACCUUCAGAGCUCCCUCAAGACUCCUUCUCAGAGAGCCAACUUAAAGGAGGAUGACGGAAGACAUUCUUGACCCCUCUACAUCUUUGACCCUCCUAAGAUCCUUCCAUGCACCCAUGCAAAUACAUUUCCAUGCCUGUCAAUCCCCACCCCCACCGCAAGGCGGGAAGAGGGGUGAUCCCUGCUGGUGCAUAGGAAUAAGGAUUGGGGAACAUUUGGGGAAGCAGAAAGCGGGAGAUCCAGGGCCUCCCCUGCCUUCCUUCUUCCUUUUUAUAUAGUUCGUUAUUGUCAAAUAAAAGUAGGAAAUAUACAAAA